This is a messenger RNA of Pogoniulus pusillus (Red-fronted tinkerbird), 10657 nucleotides long. It is a transcript of the gene UNC80, whose product is annotated as unc-80 homolog, NALCN channel complex subunit. Gene Ontology annotation, cellular component: axon; cation channel complex. The record is from RefSeq and is a predicted model, not a curated record. The transcript is spliced from 65 exons. NCBI's taxonomy places the organism in Eukaryota, Metazoa, Chordata, Aves, Piciformes, Lybiidae. Gene Ontology annotation, molecular function: monoatomic cation channel activity. Gene Ontology annotation, biological process: monoatomic cation homeostasis. Bases 201 to 10301 code for a protein of 3366 amino acids.
CCCCUAAUUUCCUCCCUGCCUUCUGCAGCCAUUUUGCACCGGCAGAGCUGAAGGGAGGUGUGAGAGGGUUGGCAGGGGGUGAGCUGCAGAGAAUGAAGGCAAGGGAGUACAGAGUUACGGAGAGCAAAGAGGCGGCCAUGGGAGACCCUGGCUGGUAUGUCUGCUAAGGCUGGCUCACGGCAGCAGCUGUCAUCAGCAUCAUGGUGAAAAGGAAAAGCUCGGAGGGCCAGGAGCAGGAGAGCGGCCGCGGCAUCCCUCUGCCCAUCCAGACCUUCCUCUGGAGGCAAACCAGUGCAUUUUUAAGACCUAAACUGGGGAAACAGUAUGAAGCUUCCUGUGUGUCCUUUGAAAGAGUUUUGGUGGAGAACAAGCUGCAUGGCCUCUCUCCAGCUCUCUCUGAAGCCAUCCAGAGCAUUUCUCGCUGGGAACUGGUCCAAGCGGCGCUCCCCCACGUGCUGCACUGCACCGCGACGUUGCUCUCCAACCGAAACAAGCUCGGACAUCAGGAUAAGCUUGGAGUUGCUGAAACAAAGCUUCUUCACACUCUUCACUGGAUGCUGCUGGAAGCCCCUCAGGACUGCAGCAAUGACCAGUUUGGAGGUGACAGAGGAUCCAGCUGGGGAGGGAGCAGCAGUGCCUUUAUCCACCAGGCUGAAAACCAAGGCUCUCCAGGACAUCCCCGGCCCAGCACCAUCAGUGACGAAGAGGAGAAUAACAGGAGGAAGUUCUUCCAAAACUCCAUGGCCACAGUGGAGCUUUUUGUCUUCCUCUUUGCUCCUCUUGUCCACAGGAUUAAAGAGUCUGACCUGACGUUCCGCUUGGCUAGUGGCCUUGUGAUUUGGCAGCCCAUGUGGGAACACAGGCAGCCUGAGGUCUCUGCCUUCACUGCCCUUGUAAAGCCCAUCAGGAACAUUGUUACAGCUAAAAGAAGUUCUCCUACCAACAACCAGAGCAUGACUUGUGAAUCCCCAAAUCUGGAGAGCAGGCAUAAUGAGGGGCUCCAGGUGGUCUGUGAGACAACCCAGCCAGACUCUGUACCUCCAAAGGCACCUGUUUCAGCCUGUCACCGUGGGAAUUCCUUGGAUGGAAGCGUGUCCUCACAGUCCUCUCAGGAGAGAGGUACUGCACAUCCCAGGGUGUCCCUGGUCAUCCCUCCGUGCCAGAAGUCUCGCUACGCCACCUACUUCGACGUGGCAGUGUUGCGCUGCCUGCUGCAGCCGCACUGGUCUGAGGAGGGCACGCAGUGGUCGCUGAUGUACUACCUGCAGAGGCUGAGGCACAUGCUGCAGGAGAAGCCCGAGAAGCCUCCCGAGCCAGAGAUCACUCCUUUGCCACGGCCUCGCAGCAGCUCCAUGGUGGCAGCUGCACCGUCGCUGGUGAACACCCACAAAACUCAGGAUCUUACCAUGAAAUGCAAUGAGGAAGAAAAGUCACUAAGCACGGAGGCAUUUUCCAAGGUUUCACUGACCAACUUGCGCAGAGCAGCAGUUCCAGACCUGUCCACAGACUUGGGGAUGAACAUCUUCAAAAAGUUCAAGAGCCGCAAGGAGGACCGGGAGCGCGAGCGCAAGGGCUCGAUUCCGUUCCACCACGCUGGGAAGAAGCGGCAGCGCAGGAUGGGGGUGCCCUUCCUCCUGCACGAGGACCACCUGGACGUCUCACCCACUCGCAGCACUUUCUCCUUCGGCAGCUUCUCUGGCAUUGGAGAGGACCGGCGUGGCAUGGAGAGAGGAGGAUGGCAAACCACCAUAUUAGGAAAGUUCACCAGGCGAGGGAGCUCUGACACAGCCACGGAGAUGGAGAGCCUGAGCGCCAGGCACUCACACUCCCACCACACACUGGUCUCGGAGCUGCCUGACCACUCCAACAGCCACGGGGAGAACACUGUCAAGGAAGUGCGGUCCCAGAUCUCCACCAUCACGGUGGCGACCUUCAACACCACCCUGGCCUCCUUCAACGUGGGCUAUGCCGAUUUCUUCAGCGAGCACAUGAGGAAGCUUUGCAACCAGGUUCCCAUCCCUGAGAUGCCCCACGAGCCUCUGGCGUGUGCCAACCUGCCCCGCAGCCUGACAGACUCCUGCAUCAAUUACAGUUGCCUGGAGGACACAGAUCACAUCGACGGCACCAACAACUUUGUGCACAAGAACGGCAUGCUGGAUCUCUCGGUCAUCCUGAAGGCUGUUUACUUGGUCCUGAACCACGACAUCAGUUCCCGGAUCUGCGACGUGGCGCUGAACAUCGUGGAGUGCUUGCUUCAGCUUGGUGUGGUGCCCUGUGUGGAAAAGGUUCGCAGGAAGAGUGAGAAUAAAGAAAAUGAGGCCCCUGAAAAGAGACCGAGUGAAGGAUCCUUCCAGCUCAAAGGGGCUGCUUCAAGUGGUUCAGCCUGUGGGUUUGGGCCUUCUCUGGUUAGUGGAGCUGGAGACGGAGGAGAAGAAGGAGGUGGUGGAAGCAGUGGAGGAGGUGGAGGUGGAAGUGAUGGAGGUGGUGGUGGAGGAGGAGGAGGAGGGCCAUACGAGAAGAACGACAAAAAACAGGAAAAGGAUGAAGGUCCAUCUGUCAGCAACCACAGGCUGGCCCUCACAAUGCUGAUCAAAAUUGUCAAGUCCCUGGGCUGUGCCUAUGGCUGUGGAGAAGGACACCGAGGGCUCUCUGGAGACCGCCUGAGACACCAGGUAUUCCGGGAGAAUGCCCAGAACUGCCUGACCAAGCUGUACAAGCUGGACAAGAUGCAGUUCCGGCAGACCAUGAGGGAUUAUGUGAACAGAGAUUCUCUCAAUAAUGUGGUGGAUUUCCUACAUGCUUUGCUGGGAUUCUGCAUGGAGCCAGUCACUGACAACAAGGCUGGCUUUGGGAACAACUUCACCACGGUGGACAGCAAAUCCACAGCCCAGAGCGUGGAAGGCAUUAUCGUGAGUGCCAUGUUCAAGUCGCUGAUCACUCGCUGUGCUUCCACUACGCAUGAGCUGCACAGCCCAGAGAACCUGGGCCUGUACUGCGACAUCCGGCAGCUGGUGCAGUUCAUCAAGGAGGCUCACGGGAAUGUGUUUCGGAGGGUGGCACUCAGUGCCCUCCUGGACAGCGCCGAGAAGCUGAUACCAGGGAGAAGAACCGAGGAGACGGAGCAAGAGCCAAAACCCUCUGGCAGCAAAAGGUCCGAGGUGGGAAGUGUCAUCGCUGACAAAGGGCAGGUGUCUGCUGCCCCCGACGAGUGCCGCAGUUACGUCUCCAGCCGCCCGAUGCAAACCCCAGAACACGAUGAGCAAAUCCAGGGGGCCGUUCUGGGCCGCAAGGACUUCUGGCGCAAGAUGUUCAAGUCCCAGAGCGCCGCGAGCGAUACCAGCAGCCAGUCCGAGCAGGACACCUCCGAGUGCACCACUGCACACUCCGGCACCACCACGGACCGGCGCUCCCGCUCCCGCUCCCGCCGCAUCUCCCUGCGGAAGAAACUCAAACUGCCCAUAGGUAAAUGGAACUGGCUGAAGCGUUCCUCCCUCUCUGGCCUGGCUGAUGGGGUGGAAGAUCUCCUAGAUAUCAGCUCUGUCGACCGUCUGUCUUUCAUCAGGCAGAGUUCCAAGGUGAAGUUUACCAGUGCAGUGAAGCUGUCAGAAGGAGGGGGCCCAGGAGGUGGCCUGGACAACGGGCGAGACGAAGAGGAGAAUUUCUUCAAGCGUCUUGGUAAAUGGCGCACCUGCCGAAGACACCCAUCCAAGCUCCAUCACACAGAAGAAAAAGAUGGUUGCCAUAGCUUUGAUGAUCACUUGACCUCCAACCAAGAAGGAGGAAAAUCCAAGAACGUUGUGAACCUGGGAGCAAUCCGCCAAGGCAUGAAGCGCUUUCAGUUUCUGCUGAACUGCUGUGAACCAGGCACUAUCCCUGAUGCCUCCAUUUUGGCAGCAGCCCUAGACCUUGAGGCGCCGGUGGUGGCCAGAGCAGCCCUGUUCCUGGAGUGUGCGCGCUUCGUCCACCGCUGCAACCGCGGCAACUGGCCCGAGUGGAUGAAGGGGCACCACGUCAACAUCACCAAGAAAGGCCUCUCCCGGGGGCGCUCUCCCAUCGUGGGCAACAAGAGGAACCAGAAGCUGCAGUGGAAUGCAGCUAAGCUUUUCUACCAGUGGGGAGAUGCGAUCGGUGCCCGGCUCAAUGAGCUGUGCCACUCCGAAAGCGAGAGCCCUGCCAACCUGCUGGGCCUCAUCUAUGACGAGGAAACUAAGCGGCGCCUGAGGAAGGAGGACGAAGAAGAAGACUUUUUAGAUGACAGUAAGGAGACUCCCUUUACUACAAGAGCCCCUGCUUGCACUGUGAAUCCUACCAAGUGUUGUUGUCCUUUUGCACUGAAGAUGGCAGCCUGCCAGCUGCUGCUGGAGAUAACCACUUUUCUGAGAGAGACCUUUCCCUACAUGCCCCGGCCACGCACUGAGCCCCUCGUGGAUCUGGAGAGCUGCAGGCUGCGUCUGGAGCCUGAGAUGGACCGGCACAGGUAUGAAAGAAAGAUCAGCUUUGCUGGGGUCCUGGAUGAAAAUGAAGAUUCAAAGGAUUCCCUGCACAGCAGCAGCCACACCCUCAAAUCUGAGGCUGGCUUCGAGGAAAAAAAAGUUCCCAGCAGGAGGAUCAGGAUAGGAGGCUCCCGCUUGCUCCAGAUUAAAGGAACCCGCAGUUUCCGGGUGAAGAAGGGGGGUUCCCUUUCCAGCAUUCGCCGAGCCGGCAGCCUAAAGAGCACCAAGUUAUCACGGCAGGACUCAGAGUCUGAGAAUGAGGAGCUGCAGCUGUCCCACAGCAGGGACACUGUCACUGAUAUAGAAGGGAGCCCUUGGAGCGCCAGUGAACCUAGCAUUGAGCCCGAGGUGCUGAGCAACACAGGCACGGAGGAGAACUAUCACCGGAACAUGUCCUGGCUGCACGUUAUGAUCCUACUCUGCAACCAGCAAAGUUUCAUAUGCACCCACAUUGACUACUGUCACCCACACUGCUACCUCCAUCACAGCCGCUCCUGCGCUCGCCUCGUCCGGGCCAUCAAACUCCUGUAUGGGGACACAGUGGACUCCCUGAGAGAAAACAGCACAUUGAACAGCGUGGCAAGGGGCAAGAAGCAGAAAGAAUGCUCAGACAAGUCUUGCUUGAGAACUCCUUCUCUAAAAAAGAGAGUGAUGGAUUCCAACUUGGAAGGGAAGAAGGACUCUGGAAUGCUAAAAUACAUCAGGCACCAGGUGAUGAGCCUCUCCCCUGCCCCUUUGUCACUGUUAAUCAAGGCAGCUCCUAUCCUCACCGAAGAGAUGUAUGGCGACAUCCAACCAGCAGCGUGGGAACUCCUGCUCAGUAUGGACGAGCACAUGGCUGGAGCAGCAGCUGCCAUGUUCCUGCUGUGUGCUGUGAAAGUGCCAGAGGCUGUUUCUGACAUGCUGAUGUCCGAGUUCCAUCACCCAGAGACAGUGCAAAGGCUGAAUGCCAUUCUCAAAUUUCACACGCUCUGGAGGUUUCGGUAUCAAGUCUGGCCAAGGAUGGAGGAAGGAGCACAGCAAAUCUUUAAGAUCCCCCCUCCAAGUAUAAACUUCACUCUGCCUUCUCCUGUCCUGGGAAUGCCAUCUGUGCCAAUGUUUGACCCACCCUGGGUCCCUCAGUGCAGUGGGAGCGUGCAAGACCCCAUCAAUGAAGAUCAGUCGAAGUCGUUUUCAGCCAGAGCCGUGUCUCGUUCCCACCAGCGGGCGGAGCACAUCCUGAAGAACCUGCAGCAGGAGGAAGAGAAGAAGCGGCUGGGCCGGGAAGCCAGCCUCAUCACUGCCAUCCCCAUCACCAUGGAGGCCUGCUACGAGCCAACCUGCACACCCAGCUCAGAGCAGGAAGAAGAAGUAGAAGAAGUUGCCAACCUGGCCUCACGCCGCCUGUCUGUGAGCCCUUCCUGCACCUCCAGCACCUCUCACAGGAACUACUCUUUCCGCCGCGGCUCCGUCUGGUCCGUGCGCUCAGCGGUCAGUGCUGAAGAUGAAGAACACACCACAGAGCACACUCCAAACCACCACGUGCCACAGCCACCUCAAGCCGUGUUUCCAGCAUGCAUCUGUGCAGCAGUGCUCCCCAUCGUGCACCUGAUGGAAGAUGGAGAAGUGCGGGAGGAUGGAGUAGCUGUGAGUGCUGUUGCUCAGCAGGUGCUGUGGAACUGCCUGAUUGAAGACCCCUCUACAGUGCUGCGCCACUUCCUGGAGAAGCUCACCAUCAGCAACCGGCAGGAUGAGCUGAUGUAUAUGUUAAGGAAGCUUUUGUUGAACAUUGGAGACUUCCCUGCCCAAACCUCUCAUAUUCUCUUUAACUACUUGGUAGGACUGAUCAUGUAUUUCGUCCGCACUCCCUGCGAGUGGGGCAUGGAUGCCAUUUCUGCCACGCUCACCUUCCUGUGGGAGGUGGUGGGUUAUGUGGAAGGACUCUUUUUCAAGGAUCUCAAACAGACUAUGAAGAAGGAACAGUGUGAAGUGAAGCUGCUGGUGACUGCCUCAAUGCCAGGCACAAAGACUCUCGUGGUGCACGGACAGAAUGAAUGUGACAUCCCAACUCAGUUGCCAGUCCAUGAGGACACACAGUUUGAGGCUCUUCUGAAGGAGUGUUUGGAGUUUUUUAACAUCCCUGAGACGCAGGCUUCUCAUUACUUUUUAAUGGAUAAGCGCUGGAAUCUUAUUCACUACAACAAGACCUACGUCCGCGACAUUUACCCUUUCCGGAGGUCGGUGUCUCCUCAGCUCAACCUGGUGCAGAUGCAUCCAGAAAAGGGUCAAGAGCUCAUUCAGAAGCAGGUGUUCACCCGCAAGCUGGAAGAGGUGGGGCGGGUGCUGUUCCUCAUCUCACUGACACAGAAGAUCCCUGCUGCCCACAAGCAGUCCCACGUGUCUAUGCUCCAGGAGGACCUCCUCCGCUUACCUUCAUUCCCCAGAAGUGCCAUUGAUGCUGAGUUCUCACUCUUCAGUGACCCCCAAGCUGGGAAAGAGCUCUUUGGUCUGGACACACUUCAGAAGAGCUUGUGGAUUAAACUGCUGGAGGAGAUGUUCCUUGGCAUGCCCAGUGAGUUCCCGUGGGGGGAUGAGAUCAUGCUCUUCUUGAACGUCUUCAACGGUGCCCUGAUCCUGCACCCUGAGGACAGUGCCUUGCUGAGGCAGUACGCGGCCACCGUCAUCAACACAGCCGUGCACUUCAACCACCUUUUCUCCCUCAGUGGCUACCAGUGGGUCCUCCCUAGCAUGUUGCAGGUGUACGCAGACUACGAGAGCAACCCGCAGCUGCGCCAGGCCAUCGAGUUCGCCUGCCGCCAGUUCUACAUCCUGCACCGCAAGCCCUUCGUCCUGCAGCUCUUCGCCAGCGUGGCUCCUCUGCUGGAGUUCCCGGAUGCUACAAACAAUGGAAGCAGCAAAGGAGUGUCAGCUCAGUGCCUGUUUGACCUGCUGCAGUCCUUAGAGGGAGAUACUCCGGAUAUCUUGGACAUCUUAGAGCUGGUGAAAGCAGAAAAGCCUCUCAAGUCAUUAGACUUCUGCUAUGGGAAUGAAGACUUGACCUUCUCCAUCAGUGAAGCCAUCAAGCUGUGUGUGACAGUGGUGGCCUAUGCUCCUGAGUCAUUCAGAAGCCUCCAGAUGCUGAUGGUCCUGGAAGCUCUGGUUCCCUGUUACUUGCAGAAACUGAAGAGACAAACCUCUCAGGUGGAGACUGUGACAGCAGCUCGUGAGGAGAUUGCUUCCAUGGCUGCCCUGGCCACCUCUCUGCAGGCCCUUCUGUACAGUGUAGAAGUCCUCACCAGGCCUAUGACAGCUCCACAGAUGAGUCGAUGUGACCAGGGUCAUAAAGGCACCACAGCAGCGAACCACACCAUGUCAGCAGGUGUCAACACCAGGUACCCAGAGCAAGGAGCCAAGCUACACUUUAUCAGGGAGAACCUUCACUUACUGGAGGAGGGUCAGGGCCUGCCCCGAGAGGAGCUGGAUGAACGAAUUGCCAGAGAGGAGUUCAGGAGGCCACGGGAGUCCCUGCUGAAUAUCUGCACAGAGUUCUACAAGCACUGUGGUCCCAGGCUGAAGAUUUUGCAGAAUCUGGCUGGUGAGCCCCGAGUGACUUCUCUGGAGCUGCUGGAUGUGAAAUCCCACAUGAGGCUGGCAGAGAUCGCCCACUCCCUGCUGAAGCUGGCCCCCUAUGACACGCAGACGAUGGAGAGCCGAGGCCUGCGGCGCUACGUCAUGGAGAUGCUGCCCAUCACCGACUGGACGGCCGAGGCGGUGAGACCUGCCCUUAUCCUCAUCCUAAAGAGGCUGGACCGUAUGUUCAAUAAAAUUCACAAGAUGCCUACUCUGAGGCGCCAGGUUGAGUGGGAGCCUGCCAGCAGUUUGAUUGAAGGGGUUUGUUUGACACUUCAGAGGCAGCCAAUCAUAUCCUUCCUGCCUCACCUUAGGUCUCUGAUCAAUGUCUGUGUCAAUCUGGUGAUGGGAGUGGUAGGACCCUCCAGUGUGGCUGAUGGAUUACCCCUUCUUCAUCUCAGCCCUUAUCUCUCGCCACCUCUGCCCUUCAGCACAGCUGUUGUCCGGCUUGUAGCAUUGCAGAUACAGGCUUUGAAAGAAGAUUUCCCCUUAAGCCAUGUCGUCUCCCCAUUCACCAAUCAGGAAAGAAGGGAAGGAAUGCUUUUAAACCUACUGAUUCCAUUUGUGCUCACAGUAGGAUCUGGAAGAAAAGACAGCCCUUGGCUGGAGCAGCCUGAGGUCCUGCUGCUGCUCCAGACUGUUAUCAAUAUCCUCCUGCCACCUCGCAUCAUCAGCACUUCCCGCAGCAAGAAUUUUAUGCUGGAGAGUUCCCCUGCCCACAGCUCCACCGCAGGGGAUGCGGGGAAGGACCUGCGGCGGGAAGGGCUGGCAGAGUCCACCAGCCAGGCUGCCUACCUGGCCCUGAAGGUGAUCCUGGUUUGCUUCGAGAGGCAGCUGGACAGCCAGUGGUACUGGCUGAGCCUGCAGGUGAAGGAGAUGGCUCUGCGCAAGGUGGGGGGGCUGGCCCUCUGGGACUUCCUCGACUUCAUCGUGCGGACGCGGAUCCCCAUCUUCGUGCUGCUGCGGCCCUUCAUCCAGUGCAAGCUGCUGGCCCAGCCUGCCGAGAACCACGAGGAGCUGACGGCCCGACAGCACAUUUCCGACCAGCUGGAGCGCCGCUUCAUCCCGCGCCCGCUCUGCAAGAGCUCCCUCAUCGCCGAGUUCAACAACGAGCUGAAGAUCCUGAAAGAGGCGGUGCACAGCGGCUCAGCUUACCAGGGGAAGACGUCCGUCAGCACCGUGGGCACCUCCACCUCGGCGUACCGCCUGAGCCUGGCCACCAUGUCCCGCUCCAACACGGGCACGGGCACGGUGUGGGAGCAGGACAGCGAGCCCUCCCAACAGGCCUCCCAGGACACGCUCAGCCGCACCGACGAGGAGGAUGAAGAAAAUGACUCCUUGAGCAUGCCCAGUGUGGUAAGUGAACAAGAAGCAUACCUUAUGGGUGCCAUUGGGAGGAGGCGGUUCUCCAGCCAUCUCUCCAGCGUGUCUGCACCUCAGGCUGAGGUGGGCAUGUUACCCAGCCAAAGUGAACCUAAUGUCCUCGAUGACUCCCCGAGCCUGGCCACUGAGGGCAGCCUCUCUAGGGUGGCAAGUGUGCAGAGUGAACCAGGACAGCAGAACCUUCUUCUGCAGCAGCCCCUGGGGCGGAAGAGAGGCCUACGUCAGCUUCGGCGACCGCUGCUGUCACGGCAGAAAACUCAAACGGAGCCUCGCAGCCGGCACGGAGCUCGACUUUCAACCACGCGCCGGAGCAUCCAGCCAAAGCCCAAGGCCUGUGUGGAGCAGAAGCGGUCGGUGACCUUCACCGAAGCCCAGCCUGAGGCGGCAGCAGCCCCCUCCGGGGACCUGCCUGCUCCAGGAGCGCAGCAGCAGGGCUGCGGCCGCAGCAGCCCCCAGCCGGCCAGCAAGCAGGAGCCGCUGAGCAAACCUGUGCUGACCUCCUCACCUGCCGUCGUCGUAGCUGAUCUCCACAGCCAGACCACUGGCCAGAGCGAGGCGCUUCCUGCUGAGGAGAAGGGAAAAGAGGAGGGCUUAGAGCCCCGACCACCGACGGCACAGAGCACCCCACCCACCCAGCUCUCCGACACCGAGGACUACGCUGGCCUGGAGACCACCAGCUUGCUGCAGCACGGGGACACUGUCCUGCACAUCAGUGAGGACAAUGGCAUGGAGAAUCCCUUGUUGGCCACGCACUUCAGCUUCACGCACGUGGAGCUUGGGGAGACUGAUGUGGAUCUCGAUGAAUCCCACGUUUAGCGCUUGUGGGGAGGAGGAAGAGAAGGGGAACCUUCCCCCUUGAGCUCCCUGGUAAUUAGGAAGUCAUUCAAACAUAAGCACUUUAUUACCCAAAAGCAGAAAAUAGAUAUCAGCCAGUUGCUUCAGACUGACCAGUUUUUGAUUGUGAACUCUCUUUUAGUUCAGGGCAAGACCAUAGAAACAGAAAAUUCUUACCAAAUUCUCAGGAUGGGGGGGUGUGGGAGAACAUGGGGUCCAGAAAACCUUGAUCUGGCAGCCACAGCCUGUGCUCAGCAGCUUCUUUGGGUGAGCAGGCUGCUGUCUUGUGCAUGGAAAAGAGAAAGAGGAGGAGAGGAGAGGAGAGGAGAGGAGAGGAG